UCUGUUACAGAUCGAAGCCACAUAGUGCACAUACUUUGCGCGACAAACUCAGGGAACUACAUUUCCCACUAGUCACAGACGCGCGCGUCUCAUGACUACUUCCGAGUCACGAACUUCCGGUUUGUUUUGUUGUUGUCUGCAACUCGUACAGUUGUGUUCGGGAAAUCUUUAUUUAUUUUAUUUCUGUAAACGUGUCGUAGUUAUGUAGACCGCUUAACACCGGCAGAUCAUCAGACCUUCCAUGAGCCGUGUUCGUCCCCGUGAGGAAACAGUGGACUGACACAGAGGGAGAAUGUGGCAGAGUCUGGGCUUGACCGUGCUGGUCAUCGUGGCCACUCUGAUCUGCGUGCUUCUCUUCAUGCUCUUCGGAUGGUAUGUGGUGUGGCAGCUGUUCCUGUCCAAGUUUAAGUUCUUGCGGGAGCUGGUUGGGGACACAGGCUCUCCACAGGCUGAAACAGAACCCUCGGAAUCGGAGAGCGAACGCAGCUCCCCUCCGACGCCUCGCCAUCGAACCAAACCCGCACGCCAAAGAGUUGCUUUUCCGAGCAGCGCUACCUAAAUGUCAAGAAAGCACCGUUACGUGGACAGUUUCAGAUCACUUGCCCCUUUUAGAUCUUGCCAAAAAUAACAAAAAGGGGUGCCAAGCAAAAUUCUUCAUGUCCAUGUGUCUAGUCUUAGUCCAUACACUAUUCUUCUCCUUUCUUUUGAUCGGUUCGAGACGACGUCGUCUUCUCAGAUCACUUCCAGGACGUUAGAGAUAUACUGCGAUCAAACACACGUCAUCUAUUUAUCUUGGGGGAAAAAACAUAUAGGAAGACACUUGAACUAAAAUCGUGAUGUUGUUCUGUUUGAUUAACCCGCCAUCAUGCUGCUAACCACGUUCACGUUACCACACGCAGACUGCUAAGUGAACGCGAACUGGCAAAGGAGAUAUAAACCGUGCUCCGAAAACUAAACGUAUGAAGCAAACUGACAAAACGCGGUUUCUUUCAGACCGUCCGAAGAGGAUUGUGGCAGUCAGGUAGAAGAAACUACCAUCUGCCAUCGGAAUCAUAGGAUUCGCACGGUAAAUAUUAAUGUCAUUAAUAGUCGAAUCCUGAUCCUCCAGAGCUCCGAUUUGGCGCCACUGAAAUGGCCAAAAGCAGCGUUUAUGUUUUAGGAUCGUUUCUGUUACGGCAGGAAAAGCAUUGUUCCCCCAUUCAUAAUAAAAGUAUUGGAUAAAA
Silurus meridionalis is the source of this 1223-nucleotide messenger RNA. It is a transcript of the gene smim13, whose product is annotated as small integral membrane protein 13. Lineage: Eukaryota; Metazoa; Chordata; Actinopteri; Siluriformes; Siluridae. The record is from RefSeq and is a predicted model, not a curated record. The transcript is spliced from 3 exons. Bases 293 to 559 code for a protein of 88 amino acids.